Messenger RNA from Oryzias latipes (Japanese medaka), 6030 nucleotides. It is a transcript of the gene btbd7, whose product is annotated as BTB (POZ) domain containing 7. NCBI's taxonomy places the organism in Eukaryota, Metazoa, Chordata, Actinopteri, Beloniformes, Adrianichthyidae. Gene Ontology annotation, molecular function: protein binding. Gene Ontology annotation, biological process: morphogenesis of a branching epithelium. The record is from RefSeq and is a predicted model, not a curated record.
GUAGCUUUGGGAUAGGCCAUAAUAAUCAUCCAACAAGGCGUUGAGCCACUAUGGGGGAAAUACCUAACUGAACCGAGAAUAAACCCACAUUCGGUUUGCUUUUUGGGAAGAAAAAAACCACCAGAAUAACACCGGAAACUCAUUUCAAGUGGAAAUGAUUACAUAUUGUGGCUUUAAUGCGGACGUUGACGUCGAAGCGUGCGUAAUGAGCAGAGUUGGGAAAAGAAGGUGUUGAGCUGCAUUUUUUUUUCUCUUUUUCUGCCUGAGACAAGUUGGAUGGAAGAACUAAAUAAGGCAUGGCAGCCCAGGGCUCUGAGGAUUCUGCAGGGGAUCUGCGCCUGACCCAUAGCUGAGGACUGAAAGGAACACGUGGUCUGAGCAGAAUGACUCAGCAAGAGGGGGGACCCCCAAAUAGGAAGUGAAGAGACGUUAGGAUGGGUGCCAAUGGAUCCAGCUAUCCGCACUCAUGCUCCCCACGCAUUGGGGGAAAUGCGCAGGCACAACAGACUUUUAUAGGGACUUCCUCCUACUCUCAUCAUGUAUAUGGCUGGGAGACAAAGCUGUAUAGCCUUGAGCAUGGCCACGAACGGCCUGCAGACAGGAAGAAGAAGAGUCUUGGUCUGGCAACUCUUAAAAGAAGGUUCAUCAAGAGGAGGAAGUCCAGCCGCUCAGCUGAUCAUGCUCGACAAAUGCGGGAGCUUUUGUCUGGCUGGGACGUCCGCGACACCAACGCCUUGGUGGAAGAGUAUGAGGGAACGGCGGCCCUCAAGGAGUUGAGCUUCCAGGCAAGCCUGGCUCGUGCUGAUGCUCCCAGCCUGCAGCGUGAUCUGGCCGCCCUUUACCAGCACAAAUACUGCACUGAUGUAGACCUUAUCUUCCAAGGAACAUGUUUCCCUGCUCACCGGGCGAUCCUGGCUGCCCGCUGCCCGUUUUUCAAGACCUUGCUGUCGUCCUCCCCAGGUUAUGGAGCGGAAGUCCUCAUGGAUGUUGACACAGCUGGGAUAGAUGUGCCCAUGUUUUCUGCCCUGCUCCAGUAUUUGUACACUGGGGAGUUCGGUGUGGGCGGAUCGGAGGAUACUAGACUCCAGAACGUGGAUGUACUUGUUCAAUUAAGCGAAGAAUUUGGUACACCUAACUCAUUGGAGGCAGAUAUGAAAGGCUUGUUUGACUACAUGUGCUACUAUGAUGCUCUGCUGAGCUUCUCCUCAGACUCAGAGAUGAUUGAAAGCUGUAAUGAAAGAGGCGCUGUAGCUUCAGCCCCAGCAGGGGGCUCGGGAGUUGCCGCUGGCCCGGGGGUCCCAGGGACCCCAGAAGAAGAUCUCAGGGCACACAAAGCUAUCCUCUCCGCACGGUCCCCUUUCUUUAGAAAUCUUUUGCAGAGACGCAUUCGUACAGGAGAGGAAAUGACAGAGCGCACCCUGCAGACUCCGACUCGAAUCGUGCUGGAUGAGUCCAUCAUUCCACGGAAGUACGUGCAGGUCAUUCUCCACUGCAUGUACACAGAUGUGGUGGAGCUGGGGCUGGUGUUACGCGGCAGCCCUUCAGCCGGUAGCCUGGGCGAGGUGCAAGCCCUCGUUUCAGGGGGCCGUGGAGCCAGCACACGUACGGAGGAGGCUAUGGAGCUAUAUCACAUUGCCCUGUUUUUGGAAUUCAGCAUGUUGGCUCAAGGUUGUGAAGACAUCAUUGUGGAAAGUUUGUCCUUGGAGACUUUGGUACCCAUCCUGAAGUGGAGCUCCCAGCCCUAUGGUUCCAAGUGGAUCCACAGGCAGGCCAUGCACUUCCUGUGCGAGGAGUUCAGUCAGGUUGUCAGCUCUGAUGUUCUUUAUGAGCUUGGCAAAGAACACCUUCUGAGCGCAAUUCAGUCUGACUACCUACAGGCGAGUGAACAAGAUAUUCUCAAGUAUGUUGUUAAGUGGGGGGAGCAGCAGCUUAUUAAGAGGAUGGCAGACAGGGAGCCAAACCUGUUGAGCGGCACAGCCCAUAGCGUCAACAAGCGAGGAGUGAAAAGAAGAGACCUGGAUGUGGAGGAGCUGAAGGAGAUCCUGUCCCCCCUCUUGCCUUUCAUCCGAACUGAGCACAUCCUGCCUCCCAACAGUGACGUCCUCGCAGAUGCGCUCAAGAGGGGUUUAAUAAGCACCCCACCUCUAGACAUGCUGCCCACAGCUGAGGGAGGGAAAGCCAAUGCCUGGUUAAGGCAAAAGAACGCCGGCAUCUAUGUGCGUCCUCGCCUCUUCUCUCCAUACGUGGAAGAAGCCAAGUCGGUGCUCGAUGAAAUGAUGGUGGAGCAGACUGACCUGGUGCGUUUGCGACUCGUGCGCAUGUCUAAUGUCCCAGACACGCUGUACAUGGUCAACAAUGCUGUGCCUCAGUGCUGUCACAUGAUCAACCACCAGCAAAUGGCAGGCAACUCAAGCACAGCCCCAUCCGUUGUGGCUAAUGAAAUUCCAGUGCCACCUCUGUCUGUCGUAAAGGAUAUGAUCCGUAGGCUGCAUGAACUGCGUCACACUGAGCAGGUCCAGAGGGCUUACGCCCUGAACUGUGGUGAAGGAGCCACAGUCAGCUAUGAGCUUCAACUGCGGGUGCUGAGAGAGUUUGGUUUGGCAGAUGGAGCCACCGAGCUGCUGCAGAACCCAUAUAAGUUCUUCCCGGACGAACGGUUUGGAGACGAGAGUCCAAUUCUGGCCCUGCGCCAGGUGGGUCGUUGUCGUGUAAACAGCAGUCCGGCCAUGGAUAGCAUGUUCACAGACAUGGAAGGCGUAGCAGGCUUUCACCCUCCCCUGCCUCCCCCACCUCCUCCUUACCACCCUCCAACCACACCCAGUCACCCCCAUCUCAAGAGUGCUUGGCGCCCCCGUGUUCCCUUGCCAACCCCCACCCGCUCCUUCUCCUAUCCCUGCAACCGCACUCUGAUCCAGCGCCAUGCGGCCAGCAAGCAUGGCAGCUCGGAGUACUCCUCUGUGCCCAGGCCCCAGCCCCCAGACUGCACCAACCCACAGGCUAUGGGUCGAACUUUGCUUUCAGACCAGCAGCCGAUGAGCUUGGAGCCCGUCAUGAGGGAGUUCAUGCCUGACAUCGCACUAGGCGUCUCAGUUAUGACCCUGAGAGAGCAGCACAUGGCAGAAAUGGACAGAGAAGGCCCUCACAGCCCCAUAGGCUCCAAAGGCCACCUACUGCCCCAUGGGCCAUGCCCAUCUGCCCACCUCGCUCACAAUCACGGCCCUGGGCAUGGCCACUCCUGCAAGAGACACGCCCCCGAACCCAAGCUGGAGGCUCAAGCAGAGUUUCCUGAUCUGUAUGACUUCUCUUGUCGACCUGCAACCCCGACCUCCUCUCACCCCCUGCCCUCUUACGCAGGACCAGACCUGUACAGCCACAGCUGCAACCCAUCCACGUCUUAUCACCCCAAUUAUGUUUCUGACCCUCAGUCCGGGGGCCACAUGCAGGGGCGAACAGCACAAGACCCACUACGACUGGAUGUCCUCAGUAUUAAAUCUCAGAGGCAUGAUGGAGUCCUGGCCAGCCCUUCUGGGGCCCAUCCUCACAUGGGACAUCUCCCAAAGGGACGAUCAAACGAGACAGACUUGACUCAUGGAUUAGGCCAUUUGCGAUCGCCCAGUGGGAACAUGGAUAACUACGAAGAGAGGCACAUAGGACAUAGAGAUGUUCCAGAAGACAUGGUUUUAGGUGGAGGCCCAGAACCCCUUCAGCAAGCUCACAGAAACAGCGUCACUGAAGACUUUGUCAGAGACCGCAGAUCCCCCAGCAAACCCGACUACCCUUAUAAGAAAUCAGCACUUUAACCCCGGUUAAGUACCAAGAGGUUGAGUUCAGAAACGGCAAAAAGGGAUGAAUGGCUAUCCAUCACUGUGGAAAGCAAAGCACUAAACGUGUGACUGCAUGCUUGUAUGUGUUUGAGAGGAAAAGGGGGUAAGAGAUGGUUGCUAUUUAUAGAAUCUGUCCUUUUGUCCUACCUCUAUCACAAUGUGCUAUCCAUCACACAGUCAGACAAUAGAACAAGUAAGAGAUGUCAUUAGAAAGUCUGCUGGGUCCUGAUGCUGUAGAGGAAUGCUGGGGUUGUCUGGUAACUUUAAAUAUUAAGGAAGACUCUGGUCACAAAAUUAACGAAGCUCAGUGACGAAGUGAUGAAAGACUCUCCAUGACCCUGACUGAUACUAGCAGCAAUCGGAGAAGAAAAUUGGUCUUCAAAAGGGAGCAAUGGGACACAGUCUGCAGCAAAGUAUUGUUCUAAAUUAUGUGUAAAUACAUCCGGCUGUAUUCUAUUGCUCCUGUUGCAUCCAUUUCCAUUUUUUCCUAUCGCAUUUUUCUUAACACGCUACCUGACUGGUUACUUCCUCAUGUCCCAGAAUCCUUCCUGAGGACGAAAAGGUCAGACUGCGACACAAACCAGCAGCUGGCUCAUGAAGAGGGUCGUCGGAGCUCGUUAUUCUCCGGAAACAGUUAGAUAAUUGCAUCAGGCAUUAAUUAUCACAGCGUCUGUGUUUGUGUGUGCGUGUGGUUGUUUUUAGCAGAGUUUAGUGUGGUCAGGAGGAUCACGGGGAGGGACUUUAUCGCUGUGAUACAUCAGAAAACCGUUAGCGUGGCGUGAUGACUGAUGUUCAGCAACGGCACGGAUUGCUGUUGACUGGUCGAUCUGGCAGCUGGAGCGAGUGCGUGCGCAUGUCUGUGUGCGAGGUGGAAACACGCAGGUGUUCAGACAAUCUCAGUACUGUAUGCUCUCAUCUUCGGUCAGGUCUGUUGGUACAUAUCAGUCUGUGGUCAAUAGCCAGUCCUUAGCACAAAGUGCAGUGGUCGUCAUGUGAAGAGCUCCCUUUUGUUAGUUUAGCAUCAGUUGUUCUAAUCUAAAGCCUUAACAAGAGUAUAUUUUUUUCUUUUGGUUACCUUCAAUAAGUUAAAUACAUUUCAUUGUGUCACAAACCCCCUUUAGCCUGUUGGAUUGUCUUGAUUUUUUUUUUUUUUUUUUUUGUUUUACCACGGCCUCUGCUUUGUUCUUUGCCAUCUUUCGGGAGGCGGAGGACGUGUGCAAACAGUGCUAAUGCCGUUAAAGCAAACUGCUGACAACUGUAGCUCUACGUCUCUUUAAAUCACCUGAUCCAGGUGGCCAUUGAUGUAAAAACUCGCAUUGCACUGCAGGAAACAACUGUAUUAACAGAAGGGAAGAACAAGAAACGGAAUAAAAGGAAAAAGUCGGUGAAGGCUUGCUCAUCUCUUAAAAUGAAAAUUGUAUAUAAUGACUUAAGCUCCACAUGGUUUAUUGAAUUUUUAAUGGUUUCUAAAACAUUUUUAGUGGUCGUCGAAGGUCUGUGUUUUUACUGUAGUGGACAACACUGUGUUUGUGUCUUUGUCGAGAAGUCUCACUAGGAAUGUGUGGUAUAGAACAGAUUGUGUAUCCGAAAUCCAUUUCGUUUGAAUUUGUCAUGCAUCGAGAGCAGCUUGUUCCGUAAUAGGUGACUUGGAUGUCCAAACAUUUCCUCCAUACCUUUUCUAACUUUACAGAAAUAUGCAGAAGAUUUAAAUAUAGUAGCAGAACAAUAUUUUUUCCAUCUAAGUUGCUUAAUUAGGGGGGGAAAAAAUGCAACAUACCAGAUUCCUUUUACUAUUUUUUUUUUUUGCCAGGAAAGUGUCCCAUUAAGUCUUUGUUCUGCUUUUUGCUGUAGGAGUCAGUGCCUUCCCCUGCCUGCGGCUGGGCUUUAUUGGAGAAAUGACUUUGAUGUCUAUGCAAGCUCUUUUACCAGCUUACUAGCCUGCAUCAAGUAGUUCUUUGAAAUCUCAUGUAGCUUUUUUUUUGUGUACAGUGUUAUCUAGCACCUUUUUAAGACUGAAACAUCUAAAAUGUGUGAUUGCUUGUGUUUAUUUGUAACAGGUACCUUGUACUUGUAACAUAGAAAUCAUGUUUGUAGAUAUUAAGUUGCAUUUAGUUUCACUGAAUCUAUUUUUCUACUGUCGCCUCAAAAGGUGCAUAACAGUGGUCAACUUUGGCAUCCUCAAAAUAAACCGUUUGAUAUUAUGAAA